Messenger RNA from Pleuronectes platessa (European plaice), 4662 nucleotides. RefSeq names its product Abelson helper integration site 1 (gene ahi1). Bases 148 to 3786 code for a protein of 1212 amino acids. Gene Ontology annotation, biological process: motile cilium assembly. NCBI's taxonomy places the organism in Eukaryota, Metazoa, Chordata, Actinopteri, Pleuronectiformes, Pleuronectidae. Gene Ontology annotation, cellular component: ciliary basal body. Gene Ontology annotation, molecular function: protein binding. The transcript is spliced from 27 exons. The record is from RefSeq and is a predicted model, not a curated record.
CGUUCAUCCCGUUAACCGGUUGACUUGGAAACCGUCUCAGCGUCGCUGCUGGAGUUGGAGGAAUCACAGUCACAGCAGCAUGCAAGCCCUCCUCCCUGGAUUACUCUUGUUUUGCACUCAGGAUGAGAGACACCACUGAGCCUGAGGAUGCCAGCAGGUGAGAAAGACGACCGGGCAAAGAGCCGGGAGAAAUUCAACGAAGUGUUCAAGAAAUACACCGACACAGAAAAAAAGAAGUUGAAGAAGAAAAGCACUGAAACACCGGAGACCAUUUUGCUUCAGAAUCUAAAAACAAAUCUCAGCCUGGUGAAGGACACAGAAGAGGAUGAGACCAUCCUUCAGAAUACGUAUCACCCUGAGGAUGGCAGCCCUCGCUACACCAAGAACAAAAGGAGAGAGAAGGACGUUGCUAAAAAAGUUAAUAUCAACAGCAGUAGAAAUGAAGAGGAGAUUCAAACACCAAAUACCAAGAGGAAGAGUAAGAGGGGGCUCCCCCCCCUCCCUGUACCCGAAGACAGCAAUUACAUCCAGAAGAAUAAAGGUGCCGCCAAGUCUGAGAUGCCUUUUGAGCCAGAUGAUAUUGGUGGUAGAAAAGAACCAAAGCGAAAAAGUAAAAAGGGGAAAAGUAAAGGAGAUUCAGAGGCAAAAGCAGAGACACAGGUAGAGGAUGCUGAGGACAAGCUGCUGCACGAAUACCAGCAGAGGAUCGCACAGGAAGAAGAGAGCUCUCCAAAAAAGACAAAAGUCAAGACAGAAGAUGGAAGCGCUGUGUCCCAGAAUGUUUCACUGAAUAAUGACGUUGGGAAGAAGAAAAAGAAGAAGCUAAAAUCUGUAGUGACAGAGUCAGAUUUGGGGGAACAAGAUGAUGGUGCAGACCAGGAUGCUGAUGUGGAAAACCAAACAGAAUCCAAGGGAAAGAAAAAAAAGAAGAAGAAAAAGCAUGUUGUCAAAGAAGAGAGUGAAACGGAGGCAGAAGAACCACAGAAACCAACGUUUGAUGACAGCCUUGUGCUGGCAGUGUCUGUUCACAGAACAGAUCGCCUAAAAACGGACCUGCUGAUCUCACACCCAAUGGUGAAGAUCCAUGUUGUUGAUGAAAUCACUGGACAGUAUGUGAAGAAGGAAGACUGCCAUAGACCGGUUUCCUCAUUCUAUGAGCAGGAGAACGUUGACCACAUUCUGCCCAUCAUGACUCAACCUUUCGACUUCAAGAAAAACAAAUCAAUCGUCCCCGAGUGGCAGGAGCAGAUCAUAUUCAACGAGCGCUUUGGCUACUUUGUCGAACAAAAUGGCGAAAGCCCCAGAGUCUUACUUUUUUUUGAGAUCCUGGACUUCAUUAGCAUGGAAGAAGCAAAAGCGAACUUUGAUGUCAACAAGCAGGAACGAGGAUUCAGGAAGAUUGCAUGGGCGUUCCUCAAGCUUGUUGGCACAAACGGUGUGCUGAACAUCGACAGUAAACUCCGUCUGCAGCUCUUCUGUCCUCCGCCGCGCGCAAAGAGACAACCUAAAACAAUAGAGGUGGUUGAGUGGUGGAGGAAGUUCCCCAGACACAAAUAUGCAUCCACCCUUUAUGUGACAGUGAAAGGCAUUAAACUCCCUGAGCAUGUGGACCCGUGUAUCCGCUCCAUGAUGGCGCUGCAGGAGGAGAGAGGCAGCACCUCGUACAGUGAGCUGCAGAACGAGGUCACCAAGAGGAGCCUGAAUCAGCCUCUCGAAAGCAAGCCUCAAGUCCUGAGAUGGAGCAGGCUGCCUGGUCAGGUCUGUCGGAUUCCCAACAAGCCCAUGCUGACGUUUCGUGGUGGUCAGAUGGGCUGUUUCACGGUGCUCUUCUCUCAUGCUGGCACCAUACUGGCUGCUGCUUGUGCCGACCGAGAUUCUUUCCCUGUCGUAGUGUAUGAUAUUCCCUCAGGCAAGAGUUUGGCUGCCUUCAGCGGUCAUCUGAAAAUAGUCUAUGAUCUCUGCUGGUCCAGAGACGACCAGAGACUUCUGUCUGCCUCCUCUGAUGGAACUGUCCGGGAGUGGAAUGUGGAGAGGCUACUGGGAGCGGCUCAGAAGGUGCUCCCUCAUCCGUCCUUCAUGUACUGUGCUCAGUACCACCCCACAGCCCAGAACCUGGUGGUGACCGGGGGCUACGACAGUCUGGUGCGAGUGUGGAGGCUCGACGUUGACGAUGUGAAUGGCCAGCUGCUGCAGGAGUUUGAGGGUCACGGCAGUUUCAUCAACACCAUUUGUUUCGACUCUGAAGGGAUGAGAAUGUUCUCUGCAGACAACACAGGCCUCAUCAUUGUCUGGAAAACUGCAGUGAAUGACAGCAGGCAGCCGCCAUGUCAUCGCUGGUGCAUAGAGAAGAAGAUCGAUGAGAGUGACCUCCGCGGCAUUCCCAUCAACAAGCUGCAGCUUCAUCCAAACGGCCGGUGCCUGCUCAUCCACGCCAAAGACAGUGUCCUGAGGAUGAUGGACCUGAGGAUCCUGGCUGUAAAGAAGUACACUGGAGCCACAAACUACAGAGAGAGAAUUUAUAGCACUUUCACACCAUGCGGGAACUUCCUCUUCUCCGGCAGUGAGGAUGGGAUGGCGUACGUCUGGAAUGUAGACACAGGUGACCAAGUCGCAGUGUACUCUGAGCUUUGUUAUCCCACUGCCCUCCACGGUGUGUCCUUCCACCCUCACGAGAACAUGGUUGCUUUCUGUGCCUUCGGUCAGAGCCAGCCCGUCCAUGUGUACCUGUAUGACCGCAAAGUGUCCCAGCUGGAAGUACACAAUAUACUAGCAGCGAGCAGAUCAGCGUCCACAGACACCAGAACUGUCAGAAACACCCCGGAUCCCCUGGUGUCCCAGGACAGAUCUGCUGCCUCAGCCAUGGAUCAGUAUGCACAAACAACAAAAUUCACACUGAAAAUGAAGUGUGUUAAAGAACAACUGGAUUCAGUCCUUGAACCACGAAGGUCUUCAAUAUCUGGAUACCUGUAUGAGCAAGACAAAAUGGACUUUAUUCAAACGGGGAGGAGCUUGACAUCAGACGCCGGAGCAACGGGAUUAAAUGCCUCAUUACCGCCUCCCUCUCUCCUGUCGCCACACUCCAAGCUGCAGUUCUCUGGUUCUGUGGCGGAGCAGCUUAUCCCCCAGGCAGCGCUCAGCACCCAGAGUCGCAGGUUCACUUCAGUGGGUCAGCGUCUGAAAGGAGCUUCGUCCCUCAGGCUGCAGGCGACUCUUCCUGACGACUUUUCUUCAGGUGCACAUGUGGAAACCGAUUCUGCUCCCGUGCAGCAAGUAGUUGUCUCGCUUUACGACUACAGAGCCGAUCGCUCUGAUGAACUGACCUUACGUCGCGGUGAUGUCAUCCACGUGCUGUACAAGGACAACGACAACUGGUGGUUCGGACGCCUGGUCAACGGACAGCAGGGAUAUUUUCCGGCGUCUAAUGUUUCUGAUCAGAGAGAUUUCGGUGAAGAGGUGACUCAGUCCGCGGAGGCACACGCAGCCUUGUCUGAAGGGACUGUUGAGAGGUCCACACCAACCAGGGUGUCUGCUGCAAUUAGUUCUUCUGGGGAACUCAGGUUUCUUUCUGAGCCGGCCCUCUCUGACACUGAACCUGAGCUGAGUGAUACCAAAGCUAGAAGGAAAAAGAAGGUGAAAAAGCCUGGAGUCCCUGCUCUGUCCUCUCAGGCCACAUUCUCAGAUGCAGAUGUUUCGGGGUUGACCAGCAGCAGCAGCAGGAGGAGACGCAGACCUCUCCCCAAGAGACCGACAGGGUCCACUAACGGUGCCUUUGAGCCAGAUACCUAAACUCAUGGACACUUAAUGAUUUGUAACUUUUUAUAAAUUUUUCCUAAAAUUCCUAAAAGUUGUUUUUUCGGUUAGAUUUUUUUAUGUUGUGGAGUCAAUAUUUUUAUAUUUUACGAAUAGAAAGGUCAAUAAAAUGUUAAAUUUUGUUCAUAAAAUCUCUUUAUAUCUACAUUUUUACAAAUUUCUGCGAAUUCCUUUCAUGUUUUGCAUAAAAAAAGAUGUACUAUUGUAAAAUAAUUACUAUUGUAUCAAUGAUGAACAGUAAUGUCAUUUUUCCUGCCAAUAUAUUUAACAGUGUUGUUCUAUUUUCUUAGCGUGUAAGAGAUUAAAAGUUUAUAUUCGCCAUUUCCCCACAACUAUAAAAAUACAGAUUACUCAUAUCUACAUGUUUGUUUCUCUCCUUCCAAAUGAUUCGUUUGUAAAGCCACAUUUUUUAUAUAUAUAAAUAUAAAAAAAGACAAGCUUAUUGCAAAUUUUCUGUUUAUUUCAAAAUGGUUUUAAAGAAUUUCUUUCAUAAAUACAUUUAUUCUUGUUUGCAUUUUAGUUUAUUCGUCAACAGCACCAUAAGAUAUAACAAAUUAUAGUGCAAUCUAUAUGACGUUAAACUGUAUAUUACGUUGGCUGACAGAUCUCUUCAAAGACAUUACAAACAUGGUUCUUCUCCUUCAUGUCAGGGGUUAUGUGGCCGGCAGCUCUUGAAAUCCAAGACAUGUGAUUUAGAAAACUAAGAUGGUUAAUUGAGCCGGGCUGCAGAACAAAAAGCAAAUCUACUUUGGGUUGGAAUGUUGUUGACUAAUAUUUGUUAGUGUUACAUUCAUCCACAGGGUAAUUUGAACAGCUUUGUUUCAUGGUUGAUAGAACCUAACUAUAAAACAA